This is a messenger RNA of Durio zibethinus, 1135 nucleotides long. Its product is annotated as 5'-methylthioadenosine/S-adenosylhomocysteine nucleosidase-like. The record is from RefSeq and is a predicted model, not a curated record. Gene Ontology annotation, molecular function: methylthioadenosine nucleosidase activity. NCBI's taxonomy places the organism in Eukaryota, Viridiplantae, Streptophyta, Magnoliopsida, Malvales, Malvaceae. Gene Ontology annotation, biological process: nucleoside metabolic process.
GCAAGCUGUGUUCAAUCGUUCAGUUCCCUUUGACUUUCUCUACCUCCUUCUCUGACCUUAGAUUUUCGUGGGAAACAGAAUCUUACUGGAAAAGAAACGAAGAGGCAAAGCAAAAGAUACAUAGAGAGGGAAAGGAAAUAAAAGAACAGCUAUGGCUCCUCAUGGGCAGGGAACAGAUGCUAUAUUAGAACCCACGGUUGCUCAAGUUGAAAAGCACCCAAUUUCAUCUAUCCUUAUCAUCAUCGCUAUGCAAACAGAAGCUUUGCCAGUGGUGAAUAAGUUCCGGCUGACUGAGAACCCUCACUCUUUGUUUCCUAAAGGGGUACCGUGGGUCCAUUAUCAUGGUUCAUACAAAGAAAUUACAAUAAAUCUGGUUUGGCCUGGAAAAGAUUUAACUUUUGGGGUUGAUAAUGUUGGCACAAUUUCUGCCUCUCUUUUGACCUAUGCAUCUAUCCAGGCGUUGCAACCAGACCUGAUCAUAAAUGCAGGCACUGCUGGUGGUUUUAAGGCAAAGGGAGCAGUGAUUGGUGAUGUUUUUCUUGUAUCUCAUGCUGCAUUCCAUGAUAGAAGAAUUCCAAUCCCUGUUUUUGAUCUAUAUGGAGUUGGUUUGCGGCAGGUCUUCUCAACACCCAAUCUCUUGAAAGAACUUAAUCUAAAGAUUGGCAAAUUGUCCACAGGCGAUUCUUUGGACAUGUCCCCUCAAGAUGAAGCAUCAGUCACGGCAAAUGAUGCUACAAUCAAAGACAUGGAGGGAGCAGCUGUAGCCUAUGUGGCUGAGCUUUUGAAAGUCCCUGCAAUAUUUAUUAAAGCAGUGACAGAUAUAGUAGAUGGUGAGAAACCAACUACAGAGGAAUUCCUGCAGAAUUUGGCCUCAGUGACUGCCGCACUUGAUCAAUCAGUCACUCGAGUCAUCGAUUUUAUCAGUGGGAAGUGCCUGUCUGAACUUUGAUUUUGUCUUAUUUCUCAUUACUUUCAUCUGGAAAUAUGUGACAAUAAAACUUGCUAUUCUUAGAUCCAUGAGAUGCCAACAUUAUAGAUUGUUUUUAGGAUAAAAACAAACAACAAUUCAUAGUUUGACUGGGCACGUGUUUGAAUAAAACAGUCUUGAAGGUGUUAUAUAGUUAAGUUCAUUGUA